This is a messenger RNA of Aricia agestis (brown argus), 1131 nucleotides long. RefSeq lists its product as uncharacterized. The record is from RefSeq and is a predicted model, not a curated record. NCBI's taxonomy places the organism in Eukaryota, Metazoa, Arthropoda, Insecta, Lepidoptera, Lycaenidae. The transcript is spliced from 3 exons. Bases 184 to 627 code for a protein of 147 amino acids.
CAAUUCAAAAGUUGAAGCGUUUCAAAUUUUUGAUCUCACUAAAAAAGCUUGGUUUGUUUGCCACACCCUUGCAUUGAUGAGAAAUUAAUGUUUGAAUAAAUCUAAAACAAAGCUUAGUUAAAAACUAUAUGUAGCAUACUUUAGAAAAAGCCUCAUUCUUAAUCGUGGCCAACUUUGAUUAAAAUGGCCAAGCGCAUAUCACAAGCAGUCGUAUUUUUAUUGUUUACAUGUUUUGUAACUGUUCUACCUCUGGAAUGCUACGUUUGUGAAAACCAAGAGGACAACAACGAGAAGUGUACAAAAACUUUGAAAAUUUGUGAAUAUAAUCAAGAUGUGUGCUUAACGGAAAUUAAAUGGGGUACCACUCCUUAUUGGUCACAGGGGGCUUUAAAACAAUAUUACGUGUCAAAACGUUGUUCAAACAAAACUGAAUGUGCCACCAUAAGGCAACGUAACAUGCCCUAUUGCACACAUAUUUGGUACCAAGAUUGGCGUUGCUCAGACUGUUGUCAGGGGGACAGAUGUAACUACUAUGUUAUUAAUGCAAGUGGGAUAAUCAAGCCAACAACAAAUAGUAUGCUGACAGUAAUAUUGUUAUUUAUGAUAAGUUUUAAUUUUCUUUUAUAAAAAGGAAACCAGGUAAAUUCCUAAAUGUUAUACAAUUUUCAUAUAAAACUUAAUAUCAUAAAAUGAAGUAUAAUAAUAUUAAGUGAACUUUUGUGCACCAAUUUCUUAUGUAUAGGUGUAUUUUAGAUGAACACAUUUAUUUGACUGAAAUGUUAUUAGUGUAUUUACAAAAUACUUAUAAUUUCUAGCAUUUGGGUGAAACACCCAUAUAAGAGUUCUUUAAGCUGAAAACAUUGCAAUCGGACUUCAUAAAUUUGACUUGUACUAAUAUUUAUAAGACAACUUGACGGCAAACAGUUUAAAAAUUAAUGAUAUUACAAUAUAAAAUAUUUACUGAAAAGGAGCCUGUGAUGCCACUAAACCUUACAGAUGUAUGGGAAAAGUUUUCAGAAGCUUUACAAUAAUUAAUCAUCCGUCCAUUUAGAAUUUAAGUGAUAUGGUAUUUUAUUAUUAAGAAAAAUGCAGCUAUGAUUGUAAGUUUAAAACAUUUUAUACCAUUUUAUA